UAAGUAGCUCGUACUACUUUUCACUUGCGGAGUAAUGGAAGACAUGGAGCUGUCUACAUUGGCUCCUGAUGAGGUCCAAGAAUCCAAUUCUAACUCUAAUUCUGUGCAUACUGCAUUUGCUGCUGCUCCUUCAGUUUCAGGCUUGUUCUCUAGCGCAGAAAGGCUUGACUGGUUCUUGAUAUUCUUUGGCUCAGUGGGAUCAUGCAUUCAUGGUGCUGCUCUUCCUGUCUUCUUUGUUCUCUUUGGGAGACUCAUUAAUUCUUUGGGAAGUCUCUCCAGUGAUCUCCAAAGUUUUUCUUCAGAGGUGUCAAAGAAUGCUUUGUACUUGGUUUACUUGGGGCUUCUUGUCAUGGCAUCAUCUUGGAUAGGAGUAUCAUGUUGGAUGCAAACAGGAGAAAGACAAGCAUCCAGUUUAAGAGUAAAAUAUAUGCAGUCAGUAUUGAAGCAAGAAAUAUAUUUGUUUGAUGCAGAUGCAAAGAACAAUAACAUACUGUAUCAUAUUUCAAGUGAUGCAGUACUUGUACAGGAUGCCAUUGGUGAUAAAAUUGGUCACUGUUUACGAUACAUUUCUCAAUUUUUGGUUGGAUUCAUUGUCGGGUUUUCAUCGGUAUGGCAGCUAACAUUACUCACUCUAGCCAUUGUUCCAUUGAUGGUCAUUGCUGGAGGAAUACAUACUGUGACAAUGUCUGGUUUAUCAAAAAAGGGUGAGGCCGCAUAUGCUGAAGCAGGCAAAAUUGCUGAUGAGGUAAUGUCUCAAAUUCGUACUGUACAUUCAUAUGUCGGAGAGGAAAGAUCAUUUGGAGCUUAUUCGAGGUCAAUUAAAAAAGCGUUAGAGUUUGGCAAGAAAAGCGGACUUGCAAAAGGACUAGGGGUAGGCACAACAUAUGGGCUACUAUUUUGUGCAUGGUCAUUGCUUCUUUGGUAUGCAGGUGUUCUAGUGAGACAUAAAGUUACAAAUGGUGCCAAAGCCUUUACCACAAUUCUGAAUGUUAUCUUCAGUGGCUUUGCUCUUGGACAGGCAGCGCCAAACAUUGGUUCUUUUGCUAAAGGCCAGGCUGCGGCAAGCUACAUAAUUAGCAUGAUCAAUGAUAUGUCAAGUGCUUCAAACACUAGUGACAAGGGAAUCGUCUUACAAAAAUUUUCAGGAAACAUUGACUUCUGCAAUGUGUCUUUUUCGUAUCCUUCACGCAAGAAUCUGGUUCUUGAAGAACUAAACUUAUUGAUUCUGGCUGGAAGAAAACAUGCUGUUGUUGGUCAAAGUGGAUCAGGGAAAAGCACCAUCAUAUCCUUAAUUGAAAGAUUUUAUGAGCCAACAUCAGGUGAAAUUCUCUUGGAUGGCUAUGACAUGAAAAAGCUUCAAUUGAAAUGGCUAAGAAACCAGAUGGGACUAGUCAGUCAGGAACCUGCAUUAUUUUCAACCUCUAUUGCUGAAAACAUACUUUAUGGCAAAGAAGAUGCAGAAAUGGAGGAGAUCAUUGAAGCAGCAAAAGUUGCCAAUGCACAUUCUUUUAUACAAACUUUACCUGAUGGUUACAAAACAGAGGUAGGAGAAGGUGGAACUCAACUCUCAGGAGGCCAAAAACAACGAAUUGCCAUCGCAAGAGCUGUAAUAAGAAAUCCAAAGAUUCUACUUUUGGAUGAAGCCACAAGUGCUCUAGAUGCUGAAUCUGAAUGCCAUGUUCAGCAAGCUCUAGAAAGAGUAAUGAUGAACAGAACAACAGUUGUGGUUGCACACCGCUUAUCGACAAUCAGCAAUGUAGAUUUGAUUGCUGUCGUAAAAAAUGGAAAAAUCAUUGAAAGUGGAACACAUACAGAGUUAAUGUCAAAGGAAGACAACGGAGAGUAUGCAAUGCUAGUACGUCUGCAGUUAUCAUCAAGCAGCCAAAAUUUGAGUGAGGAUACUACCAAGGGACAAAAGACUUAUGCAGAAACAUCAACUUAUCUUGACAUUCAUGUUAACAAAGAUGAUAAAGGGAGUUCAAAAUCAGUGGUCAUCAGAGAUAACAAGAUCACUGAAUUGGAUUCAAUAGAGUCAAAAAGAACGCCUUCAAUAAGCAAAUUCUUAAAACUAAAUAAACCAGAGUGGCCAUAUGGAGUAAUGGGAUCAGUAGGUGCUAUAUUGGCAGGCAUUGAAGGCCCUUUGUUUGCUCUUGGCAUCACUCACAUCCUCGAUACACUUUAUACUCAUGACAAUGUGAAGAUCAGGCAUGAGAUAAAGGUCGUCUCACUUAUAUUUAUCGCAGCAGCAAUUAGCACUGUGCCCAUAUACUUACUGCAACACUACUUCUAUACAUUGAUGGGAGAGAAACUUACUUCCCGUGUUCGCCUUCUAAUGUUUUCAGCAAUCCUGAAAAAUGAGAUUGGGUGGUUUGAUUUGGAGGAUAACAACAGUGGAUUUCUCACCUCGUCUUUAGCAGCUGAUGCAACAUUAGUUAGAAGUGCACUUGCGGAUAGAAUGUCGACAAUUGUUCAGAAUGUAGCUCUAACUGUGACGGCAUUUGUAAUUGCAUUUGUACUCAGUUGGCGCAUGGCCUUUGUUGUUGUUGCCACAUUACCUCUCAUAAUUGGUGCAUCAAUAGCUGAGCAUUUAUUUUUAAAAGGAUUUGGAGGAAACUACACACAUGCCUAUGCUCGAGCUACAUCAAUUGCCCGAGAAGCCAUCACGAACAUAAGAACAGUGGCAGCAUUUGGUGCAGAGGAUAGAAUUUCAGCCCGUUUCAUAAGUGAACUAAAUGAGCCGAAGAAACAAGCUACAUUGAGGGGCCAUAUAUCAGGAAUUGGUUUCGGUUUGUCUCAGCUCUUUGUGUUUUGUUCCUAUGCACUUAGCCUCUGGUAUGCAUCCCAACUUAUCAAGCAUGGAAAUUCUAACUUCGGUAACAUCAUGAAGUCCUUCAUGGUGCUGAUCAUCACUGCAAUUGGCAUAGCUGAAACUCUAUCGAUGGCACCUGACAUUGUUAAAGGAUCACAAGCUCUUGGUUCAGUGUUUUCCAUCCUUGAAAGAAGAACAAGGAUAGACCCUGACGACAGAAAUUCAGAAAUUGUGGCAGAAAUUAAAGGAGAUAUAGAAUUCAGAAACGUGAGUUUCAGAUAUCCCACACGGCCUGAAGUGACCAUUCUUGAUGACAUGAAUCUAAAAGUCGAAGCAGGAACUAGUUUUGCAAUUGUGGGGAGAAGUGGAUCAGGAAAGAGUAGUGUGAUUGCUCUCAUAAUGAGAUUCUAUGAUCCAAGCCACGGGUCAAUACUCAUUGACAAUAAGAACAUUAGAAAUCUAAACUUAAAAUCCUUGAGACUAAGAAUUGGUUUUGUUCAGCAAGAACCAGCACUGUUUUCAACAACUAUCUAUGAAAACAUUGCAUAUGGGAAGGAAGGUGCAUCAGAGAUUGAGGUAAUGAAAGCUGCUAAAGCUGCAAAUGCUCAUGGAUUUAUAAGUAGAAUGCCAGAAGGGUACAGUACAUCAAUAGGAGAGCGAGGCUCGCAACUUUCAGGUGGACAGAAACAAAGAUUAGCAAUUGCUAGAGCUGUCUUGAAAGAUCCAUCUAUUCUUCUUCUUGAUGAAGCCACUAGUGCAUUGGAUACAGCGUCAGAAAAACUGGUCCAGGAGGCUCUGCGCAGACUUAUGGAAGCAAGAACAACUGUUGUGGUUGCUCACAGGUUAUCAACAAUUCAAGAUGCUAAUAUGAUUGUGGUACUUCAAGGGGGAAAAGUCCAAGAAAUUGGGAGACAUUGUGAUCUACUUGAAAAGCCCGCAAGUUUGUACUCCCAGCUUGUUCAAUUACAGCAACAAUCUUGUGUGAUUGGUAUGUAGUUGGUGCUUCAGAUUUGAAGUGGAGGGAAUGUGCAACAAAAACUUCAGCUGAAGAAGUUUUGUCGCCUUUAUUUGUUCGCUGUCCAUCUCUGACUCAGAUGUGGCAAGCUAUUUUAUUCUAUCUUUUGUAAAAAGAAAUUGGAUUAAUCUCAAGAUCUAUUGAAAAUUAAUGAAAAUUAA
Molecule: messenger RNA, 3985 nt
Organism: Dioscorea cayenensis subsp. rotundata (Guinea yam)
Lineage: Eukaryota; Viridiplantae; Streptophyta; Magnoliopsida; Dioscoreales; Dioscoreaceae
Product: ABC transporter B family member 13-like
Exons: 11
Coding region: 35-3805 (1256 amino acids)
Biological process (GO): transmembrane transport
Cellular component (GO): membrane
Molecular function (GO): ATP binding; ABC-type transporter activity; ATP hydrolysis activity
Source: RefSeq, a predicted model, not a curated record